GUUGAGUAGUCCUCAACUUAUGAUCGGUUGGGGAUUGCGGCAUUAAAAAGGUUGAGAACCACUGGUCUAGACAGAACUAAGCAGGAGAGAAAGAAAUAAAAUAUCGAAAAACUGAAAGGCCAAGAUUAAAAUUACAAAUAUGAAAGUGGCUAGGUAUUGCACAUUUUAGAAGGAGGAAAAGGCUCCAGCUGAUUAGGCAACAUUGCAAAGUGAUUGUGAUCCCCCCUCCCAACCUUAGAGGGAAAAGUUGGUAAGUUUUAUAUUUGUGUAAUUUCUACAUAAAUAUAAGAAACUACUUUACAAAUUUUCAGCAAUCACAAUUUCAAGAAAAGCCACAAAAGAAAUGGCAGUUAAACCGUGUAUUAAUCCAUUCUCUCAUAGCACCAUAAAUUCUAGAGCACUUAUGAAAGUCUUUACAACUUGUUUUCAUCUUGAUAUACAUUGGACUAAAUAUUUAGGUUUUUUUAGUGCUAUGCUAUAAUAAAUUUGGCAACUAACUAGAAAAAUUAAAUGAAUUUCUUAUAUUUCACCAUUUUUAUUUCAGGACAGGGGACAGGGAAUAUAGCCACCACAGUCUUUAAUAUCAGUAAUCCAAUAAUUUUUUCUCUAGAGAUGGUAAUAUGUACUGUCUGUUUCUAACAGCUUCAACAUUAUCUAGAAAGAUUUUGAUUCAUAUAGUGCAAUUUUAAGGACUAUUUCUGAUCAAAGAUCACUAACAGAAUAAUUUUGUUUGAAAGAAGUUAGUUCCUCUGUGUUGAGUGGCACUUUCUCCCUAGGAUUAUAGUCUUAAUGAAUGAGUUGGUUCUGCUGCUACUUUAUAUUUUGUGUGGUCAUAAUCUCAGUAGCCUUAGGUCUUAGAAUCUAUGCAAGUAUUUUCCACUUGGGACUGUAUUUUUGAGAAGUCUUUGGGGAUCACAUAUUUUACCAGCACUUGCUCUCUGCUAUCUUUCCCAUGAUUAUAAAAGUAUACAAUAUAAGGAACUAAGUAGAAAAUCAACAUCUAACGAGCACCUGAGACAACAUUUACAAGAAACAUUUUGGAUUUCAGUUACAGUUCUGACUUGAUAUUAUUAAUCCUUCCAUAUUUUUUUUGUUAAUCUAAUAAAACACAGGAAAAAUUAAUAAAAUAUUCUGAUUGUCUUUUCUAUUCCCAUUCUUAGUUCUGGACACAUAUACAAAUUCAGUCUUGUAAAAUAAUUUAAGAGAUCAAAUAAAUCUUUAAAGCAAUCAUAUUGGUUGCAUUAAAAAUAGUUUUUUAUAUCCCUAGAGGAUACUGUGUAUUUUAUUGCUAUGGUAACCAUAAUGAAUCAUGCCCUAGUGCCAUGGAAACAUAUCAAGAGUAUUCCAUUGGGAAUUCAAAACAGGUUUUGGAAAAACAGUAUCUAUAUAUCUAUAUUUCAGAUAUGUUAAUAUAUUCAGUGAUUAGGUUGGUGGAGAUAAAAAUAAGCUGGCAUUGUAAAAAAAGAAGAGAAAGUCUCAUCUUGGAUAUCUCAAGUGUUAUGGUAAAUACAUAUGAACGUCUAGUAAAUAUGGGAACAACCAUUGUCCCAUUUCACAGAGGAUAAUACUCUGGCUACCUUCUACUCUGAUUUAAAUAUAAGACUGGAAAGCAAAGAAAUUCCCCAUCAAAAGAUAACAUUUGGAAGGCAAACUUAGUAAAUGCACACACUAUACAUGUGAUCCUCAGGUCAUGGUGUGAUGUGGUGUUACAGAUUGUAUAUGCCAUGUGGGUUUGUGUCUUCUUUUUUCUAUAUGUAUUCAUCAACCUAACCACUUAUCUACCUCAAAUUCGCAAGAAAAUCUGUGACUUCUGUUACAAUUUUUUGAAUUGGACACUCCUUUUCUGUUUUGGCAAAAUGCACAUAGCCAACAUAGUUAAAUCUUUUGAAUCAUCUUCUGAUCAUUUAAGGCUCUACCUUUAAUAAGCCUUAUCCUGAGAAACUCCCACAGGAUCUUAUUAACUUGUUUAUUGUUUCUAGCUUCCUGCUUUCGGUUAAAAUAUAUUACAUAAACUAUUCUUACAAAAACAAAAUUAAAGAUGUCUUUUUCAAAUGCACUAUAAAUUAUGUAGAUUUAUGGAAAGCCCCUGAGCCACCUGGAAUGUCUUGCUUUUGUUUAAAAAAUCAAGGACAUGUUAUUUAUAUAUUUAUCUACCAAUUUAUAAAGUUCCUUCAAUUUCCUUCAAAGACUCUUCAAAAGGCAACAAGAGCCAAUUUAAUGAUACAUAAAACCCAAUAAUCUGAAACUAUAUUACAUUAUAUUACAUCAUUUUUAACUUUAUAUUGUACAUCUGUCACUGAUAACUCUAUUACCCAAGUCCCAAUCGCCUUCCGGGUAAGCCAAAUUCUGGAAGGCAGUGAGGAUGGGACUUACCCUUAUUUCAGAGGGCAAAGCUGAGAGCUGUCACAGAGAAUGUCUUGGCUGCUUUACUUCUUGGUGGGUGGAAGCUUCAGCAAGCACCCUGUUUACCCAGUUUUGGUGGGUAGAAUCAAUUUGGAAUAUGAUCUCUUGUAGAUUCCCUGGCUAUCUGCCCUAAGUCAUUCAUAAAUGCCCUCAGAAACAAACCAAAACUAGAGCAGCUCUUCCAGCAAACUUGUUUGGUUACAAGGCAAUAACAGGUCUGUCUCAUAAGCAGAUGACUCUGCAAUUUGUAUUACUUGAAGUUUUUGGGUGGUCUACUACAAUUUUCUGCCAUGAAAAUUAUAGUAAGCUACAUGUGAAGUGACAUGAACAAGAUCGUCAGUGUCCCCUACUGUACAAAGUGCACAUCUGAAUUUGGGCAUAGGCCCUCCUAGUCAUAGCUUCCAUCUUCAGGGUCAUGUGUUAAGAGGAUCUCCAAACUGUGAAGUUGCUCUCCAUAGGGAUGGACAAUACCAAUAAUUUAUAUCCUAUGUUUUGGUAUUGCUACUAUUUCAUUUGUGUGGUUUCUUUUUUUAAAAGGGGGGGGGCUCCUUUUUCUCCGGCGGUAUUUCUUGGUUGGUUUUGUUUCUUUUGUUAUUGUCUUUAGUCUUUGUUUCUUUCAGUUUAUCUUUUGUAUUUUUUACUGUUUUUAUAAUCUUGCUAUAGAAUACAAUAACAAAUAUUCAUACUGAUGGUAUCUUACACUGGAUGACCUUUCCCAUUGGUUUUAUAUGGUUGUUAAACAAGUUUGGGGGAGAGGACCAAAUCCAGAGCACACAAUGGAAAACCUGCAGACCAUACUUCUCCCUUCUCUCACAACUAAUUGGACCCAUUCAGGAAACAGCAGACCUGCUACAAAAUGUUGUAUUUAUCCCUAGUCUUCAUAGGCUGUCCCGCAAACUAUGGAUGACACUAUAAAAACACCUACAAACUCUAGUAUGUAUAGAAGGUGGCCAUACUUUCUUCACUCCUGUCCUGUCCUGAGUCAUUCUUGAAAGCAAUCAAAGGACUUUCAGUGAAUUCUAAUUGCCAAAGAUUUAAAUGAAUCAUUUCUUCCACAGUUCUACAUAACUGUCAUCUUAUCAUUUUCCCAUUGAGGACAAAAGGUAUAGCACAGUACUUGUUAAUCUUCUUAGCAGUGUUUUCUAAAAAAAAAAAAAAAAAAGGUACCGGAAUUCACGUCAAACAACCCGCCUUGCCUAAUCUACAAGGUUCCAUCCAAAAAAGGUGCUGGAACUCCGUUCUGGGUGUUCUAUGAGAAAAAAAGCCCUGCUUCUUAGUAUUUAUUGCAUGGAGAACUUGUUCUUCACUGCGCCCACCUAUCUGCUAAUAAUAAAACCAAAGCAGGUCCCUUGAGAAGGGCUGGCGCUUUUCUAUUUGACUGUUGCCUGAAUCCAUCUCCUUGCUGUCUCUCUAUCUGCUUUAGCUAACCAUAAGAACAGGGUCAAGCACAUAAAUGAUAAGAGUUAGGAUUAAGACAACUGUUUACUAGCUUGGGUUCCACAGCCUCAAAAAGUUCUACAAAACAGCAAAAGAUAUUAUCUCAUCAAGCUUUAUCCACCUGACUGCUAAUCUAGAGCACAUAUGAGCAAUUUUAUCCAUUAAAAUUAUUAGCAAAAAUUGCAUUUUAGAUCUUAUGCCCUAUCUCUCCCAAGAACUUUUUUACAUCCCUAUAAAAUAUGUACAGUAUUAAUAAAUGGAAAACUUUAAGGAAUGUAAAUAAUUUUGAAUGGAAGACUUUCCGUGGAACGAACUUUUUCUACAUUUAAUUAAAAACAUUGUAUUUAGGGACAUUUUUAGAUACCAUUUCUCUUUUAGCUUCCAGUACAUCUUGCUCUAAUUCAGUGAACAAGCUUCUGUAUCAUCAAUUUGGUUUUUCUUUUUAUGGGGAUACAGUUUUUUGUUUUCUUUGUCUUUCAUGACACUUACCUUUGGAUAAAGGAUUCCUUUAAAUUCUGUAAUUUUCUUUUUUAAUUUAUUAAAUUUAGAGAUACAAUCAAAGGAAAAACAAGGAAAAAAUAAAAGGAACAAGAAUAGAUUUGCAGAUUGUAAAAUUAAUUUAAGAAACUGACAUUAUAUAUUAAUCUCAUAUUAUACUUUUAAGUCACUAUUAAAAUCAGGUUAUUGUGCCAUUUAGUAACUGUAAUUGGUAUGCCUUAAAUUUUAAAUUAUAAACCAGAAUAAAAAAUUACAAUAAUUUUUGCUUAAGAAUAUUGAAUAUAGUUAAAUAUAAAAUGCCCAACAAUUUAAAACCUUGCAAGAUAUUAUAGACAUUUGACAUUUGUAAGCAAUUAUGGAAAACAGAAGUCGCCAAGGGACUGGAAAAGAUAAAUUCAUACUCUAAUACUAGAAAAGAGCAGUACUAAAAAAAAUUCAACCAUGAAACACUAGUAUUUAUAUCAUAAAUCAAGAUUUUACAAUCCAGACUACUGCAGAAUGUGCAACAAAAACUGUCAGAUAUACAAUUUAUGUUUAGAAAACACUUCAGAUCACAUUGGUAAAAUGGAAAUGCAAGAUAGUGCCAAAACGACUGGUUUAUUAAUUCUACAAUGGCUUUUAGCUGCAUGGUCUAUUAUGAAUUAUGAACAGUCCUUUAAACAUGGGUAUAUCAGACCACUUCAUCUGCCCAUUAAGGAAUUAAUGAGAUGACCCAAAGGCAAAAAAUUGAAGCAAAAUCUAAAGCAUACUGUACAUGAUUUAAAACUGGGAAAGGAAUGCACCCAAAUAAUAUGGUAUUGCUUUAUUUAACUUACAUGCAGAAUGUAUCAUGAGAAAUUUAAUGAGAAAUUCUACAUAACUGUGGCUGGUUAAGAACGCUUAUGAAAUAAAGUUCAAGGAUAGAUAUUGUAUAUACAUCUGUAAGGAUAGAUUAAUUAAUACCGGUGGGAUAUUACUAGUAAGGGAAUCAGACCAUUAAGGCAAUCGCUACUUUAUUGUAGAAAAAAUACCGCAGCAUGGCUUUCUCAAAAUACAUAAUUCGGCAGCUCUGCUACCUUUCAAAUGGACUUCUGACUGUUUUGAGAACUGUAGUUUGAAGCUACUUUAUUUUAGACACGUACAGCUUGCCUAGUUCUUAACCGGCUUUUUUCUGCUUAUUUAGACAGCCUGUAAACUUUAAACAAAAAACUAGCAUUCUGGAAGAGGCCGAAGGCUGUCACAAAACAAAAAAACAUAAACUCUCGCCUUUCCCCCCAAUUUGAAGGUCUGGUUCUUGGAAAUUCCUCGGCCUGUCUCCUUCGGGAAAAUUUGCCAUCCUGGAACCGAAAACAAUGUGCUUGAAAACUGGCUUCUGCAACCUUAGUUCGACAAAAGCUUCGUCCUCUCCAAAUCGUUCUUCCGCGCAAGACAGCCGGGACCGCCUUUCCACGACUGCCUGCCCCGGUUCUGUCAGCCUCAACGGUAGUGGUCAUCCCGCACCGCUUCGGCGCCCCGCAAUCUCACGGGCGGCUCUCCCACGAUUCCCUUCGUUGUCUCGGUCCGAGCAUGGCCUGGCGGCGCUUCCCAAAGGGGAGAAGGGAACCACCGCGCAGGAAGGGAGUCUCCCCUCAGGGCUCUUCGUCGUAACCCGCGUUCCCCCCCCCCACCGUCUGAGGAUCGGGCGCGUUCUCCCUCCUCCAUCCGGCUAACCUCGACCAAUCGAAAAGAUGCGCACGUGACAAGCGUUCCCAACGAUGACUUCAUCCCUGGUGUGGGAUGACGUCAAAUUCAAGAUGGAUGGAAUCACGGCGGUGGCGGCGGCGCGCGCGGGUGAAUCGUAAAAGGAGACGGCCGAAGGGGGAAGGAAAAGGGAUGCGCGGAAGACUAGAUGACAUAAAGACUUCAGAAUCAUUGCCAAUUAAGGAGUAAAUGCAGUCGUGAAUCUAAGGUUUUUCUUGUUUUGAAGUGUUUUCAAGAAGAAAAAAGCUUUUCUGAUAAACCUAAUCAUGGAUGGACUCUUGCAUUAUAUAAAUCCUGCACAUGCUAUUUCUCUUUUAAGUGCUUUAAAUGAGCAACGUCUGAAAGGACAACUUUGUGAUGUUGUUCUCAUAGUAGGAGAUCAAAAAUUUCGAGCUCAUAAAAAUAUUCUAGCUGCCAGCAGUGAAUACUUCCAAUCUCUAUUCACUAAGAAAGAAAAUGAGUCUCAGUCGGUAUUUCAACUUGAUUUCUGUGAACCAGAUACCUUCGACAAUGUAUUAAACUACAUUUAUUCAUCAUCUUUGUUUGUUGAGAAAAGCAGUCUGGCUGGUGUGCAAGAAGUAGGCUACAGUCUUGGAAUUUCCUUUCUUACUAACAUUGUAUCUAGAAGUCCUCAAGUUCCUUUGCCCACAUGUCCGAUCAAGAAAAUAUUAUUCCAAGAAGAUGAUGAAAGUGGCUCCCAGAAAAGAAGUGUCAUUGUUUGUCAGAGCAAAAAUGAAACACAAGGGGAAAAUGUUGGUCAAACCUUCCCCGAUAUAAGCCAUAGUUCUAAUUUUUUGUCAUCAGUUGCUAUCAAUACUAAGUGGUCACAGCAGUCAACAGAAUUUCAACAUAGCCGAUCAUUAAAUGAAAAGAGAUGGUUGAAAGAUAGUUCUUUAAGAUACUCAAAGUCCCAUGAAUCUUCAGUUACAGUGGAUGAUCAAAAUAGAAUGAAAAGAAAUGCAAUAUCAUCACAGAAGUCUUUUGUAGAGAAAGAAUUGGCAGCGGAUGAACUAGGAGAAAGUGAUCAACUAUUAAGAGGAAAGGCAGAGGAAAUAUCCUUGAAACAGGUUUGUCCACCCAUUGAAUCUGUAUGCAGUUCAUCAGAAUCCACAUUUUUGCUGAAUGAAAGAGACAAGGGAACUAGUCCAGGUGAAGACAGGAAUUUACUAUACUAUUCAAAAUUAGGAUUAGUAAUCCCGUCUAGGAUAGCUGAUCCUGAAGGUCAAAGUACCGACAGGAGUGGACCACUUGUAAAAAGUCUUCUUCGAAGGUCACUGUCAAUGGAUAGUCAAGUUCCAAUAUCUUCACCUUCUAUUGAUUUAAAGCUUUCUCAAGGGUCUUUAGUAGGGAACAAUGCACAAAGAAUAAUGUUGAAUGUAAUAUCACAAAAGCCACCCAUGAAAGAUUCUUCAGAAAUAGCUUCUGAUGAUAAGACACAGAUAAUGCAUCCACAUCGUCUUAGAUCUUUCAGUGCUUCUCAAUCAACAGACAGGGACAUGAAUUCUCAAGAAUUACAGAUUAAAACUGAACCUAGCAGUCCACUUUCAGAUCCUUCUGAAAUUAUAAGAAUCACAGUGGGAGAUACUUUAUCAUCUGUCAACAAAAGUGACUCCUUUAAGACUGAAGAUGACCACAGGGAACUCAUUAACUCUUUUAAAGCAAAGGAUGACCACAGUGAGAUCAAUAGACUUCCAGCUAAAAGAAGAUUUCAAGCAGACAGAAGGCUACCACUCAAAAAAAUGAAGGUAGACCAACAUGUUUCCCCUGAGCCAGAGGACAAUUUUGAAGAGAAUUUGAAUGCUAUACCCUUCGUUGAUUUCCCAGAUUCUGAUGUUAGCAGAGAUGAAAGUGGUGAACUGGAAGAAACAAAGCCUAACAAAAAAUUUAAGUGCAAACACUGUCUUAAGAUUUUCAGGUCAACAGCAGGCCUACAUCGUCAUGUCAAUAUGUACCAUAAUCCAGAGAAACCAUAUGCUUGUGAUAUUUGCCAUAAGAGAUUUCACACAAACUUCAAAGUUUGGACCCACUGCCAGACACAACAUGGAAUUGUAAAGAACCCCUCACCUGCUUCUAGUUCACAUGCUGUCUUAGAUGAAAAAUUCCAGAGGAAAUUAAUUGAUAUUGUAAGAGAACGGGAAAUUAAAAAGGCUUUGAUUGUUAAAUUAAGACGUGGAAAACCAGGGUUUCAGGGACAAGUUAGUUCACAAGCUCAACACGUAAUCAAAAGGAAUCUGAGGUCAAGAAAUAGAGGAGCUUACAUUUGUACCUACUGUGGGAAAGCAUAUCGCUUCCUGUCACAGUUUAAACAGCAUAUAAAAAUGCAUCCAGGAGAAAAACUGGUUGGAGGAAAUAAGACUCUUAUUAAACCAAAAGAAGAUAAUCGCAGUGAAAACCCAAUGGAAAACAAAAAAGUUUAUCAGUGUCGUAUUUGUAAUGCUAAACUUUCUUCUCUUACUGAACAAGGAAAUCAUGAGCGGCUAUGCCGGAAAGCAACAGUUUGUGCUUACUGCAGUCUUCUGUUUUCUUCUCCCGAACUGAAGUUUGAACAUGAAGUCACAUGUGAGUACAAGAAGCUCACUUGCUUGGAGUGUAUGCGAACUUUUAAAUCCUCCUUCAGUAUUUGGCGUCAUCAAGUUGAGGUGCACAAUCAGAAUACUAUGGCUCCAACAGAGAAUUUUUCUUUACCAGUUCUGGAACACAAUGGUGAAGUAAGUAAUGCUUCGAGACCACAUUAUCAAACAGAGCCUAACAAAAUCAGCAGCUUUGUUGCCACUAAAGAAGACGGUGUAUUUAGUGAUUCCUCAGAGCAAAUCAAUUUUGAUUCAGAAGAUUCCUCAUGCCUCCCUGAAGAUCUUAGUGUUUCCAAGCAGCUGAAAGUUCAGAUCAAAGAAGAACCUGUGGAUGAUGUAGAAGAGGAGAUCUCUGAAAGCAGCCGGGAACCAAAGGAAAGCAUUGCUAAUAAGGAGACUGGUUUGUGGCCCUGUGAAAAGUGUGGAAAAAUUUUCACCGUACACAAGCAGCUAGAGCGUCAUCAGGAGCUUUUAUGCUCAGUGAAACCCUUUAUUUGCCAUGUGUGUAAUAAGGCUUUCCGAACCAAUUUUCGCUUGUGGAGUCAUUUCCAGUCCCAUAUGGCACAAGCUUCGGAAGAGCCUUUGCGAAAAGAAUCUGAGGUGUGCUCUUCUGCUAAUUCUCCUUCCCCACCACCUCUGCCUCCACCCCCUCCGCUUCCCAAAAUACAGCCUUUGGAACCCGAUAGUCCUACAAGCCUGUCAGAAGCCCCUUCAGGUAGUGAGAAAUUAUUUGUUCCACAGAAGUCUGACACACUUUUUUAUCAUGCUCCACCACUGUCAGCUAUCACAUUCAAAAGACAGUAUAUGUGCAAACUUUGCCAUAGGACAUUCAAAACUGCAUUUAGUCUUUGGAGCCAUGAACAGACACACAAUUAAAGAAAACUUUUAAAAGAGUGCCUAUAGAAAGUUUCAAAUAUCUGUUUAAUUUCUGUGAUGUUUCUGAAAUUGUAUCACUGAAAGUAGAUUUAUGUGUGUAGAUUUAUAUAUAUAUAUACACACACACAUGCAAAGGGUAAAAAAACCUCUCAAAAUUAAACUUGAAAUUUGUGAUGCUGUGUUUUGGAUAUAGAAAUGAAGGUAAACUAAAUUUAUCCUUACUAGAGAAAAUUGUGCAAACUUUUUAAUAUUGUGAUUUCAGUUUUCCUAGUUCUAGAAUAAUUGCAUUCAUUAAACCUGAGUAUAUAUUUCUCAUGAUGUUAUACUGGUAAACAUGGAUACAUAUAAAAAGAAUCAGUGACAAGUAUUUAGAGUACAGGAAAAUUUCAUACUACUUGUUUUUACAGAGAAUAACUCAUGAGCUCCAUAUAUUAGUCAUUCGUUUGAUGUUAAGGGAAGAAGCGGAUUGAGUGCUUUGCUGUGUUGGCCAUGAUUCUGUUGAACAUUAGCAAUAAUGAAUAAAACCUCAAUUGAAUUAACUUGA
Molecule: messenger RNA, 10047 nt
Organism: Crotalus tigris (Tiger rattlesnake)
Lineage: Eukaryota; Metazoa; Chordata; Lepidosauria; Squamata; Viperidae
Gene: ZBTB21
Product: zinc finger and BTB domain containing 21
Exons: 3
Coding region: 6324-9503 (1059 amino acids)
Biological process (GO): regulation of transcription by RNA polymerase II; negative regulation of DNA-templated transcription
Cellular component (GO): nucleus
Molecular function (GO): protein binding; DNA-binding transcription factor activity, RNA polymerase II-specific; RNA polymerase II cis-regulatory region sequence-specific DNA binding
Source: RefSeq, a predicted model, not a curated record